Molecule: messenger RNA, 1373 nt
Organism: Tricharina praecox
Lineage: Eukaryota; Fungi; Ascomycota; Pezizomycetes; Pezizales; Pyronemataceae
Exons: 1
Coding region: 124-1197 (357 amino acids)
Source: RefSeq, a predicted model, not a curated record
ACCUCCCCCCUCAUCAUCGAUAAUCACCGCCCAUUACGUGCGGCUGCAUUGUACGCACUAUACAGAACUCCCUCUCAUCCAGGAACCACACUACUCUCGUCCAAAACGAACAUUCGUGCAGCGAUGCCUCACUCAACUUGCUUUUCGUCCCCCCCUCCGCCAAUCCCCGAGGCGAAGCCGUUGCCGCCGGCUGCUCGCCCGUCUCCAUUGGCUGUACGCCCAUCCCAGAUGGACUUCCCUGCUUCGCUCAAAUCCUCUCCCCGAUCACCAAUCAAACCGCCCCGCGCAGCAUCGCCUCCAAGGAAACGCUUCUUCGUAACGACUCGAGGACACGGCCGAUCCAAGUCUGCGUCCGCGACGAUGACCUUCCCCCCCUCAUACAUCCCAUCGCUCGCCCCACCAUCGCCAACACCCACAAUCCCCCGACGUCGGCGAGAAUACGCCCCCCCGUUACUUCGCUCCACGAGCUUGCCGCUGGUUAUCCCCGAGGGUAAAAUCCAACUGGCACUCACCAUGACUCCACCAACUCCCACAACACCACCCGCAACUCACCGUAGCUCCUUCCUCGUCGGCGUACCGCGGAGUGCAUCGCCAACUCGCGUCUAUGCCAGCUCUCUGACGCCAGCAGGCGCCAGGAACGGCUACUACCCUGGAUCGUCGUUCUCGCCUAGAGCUCCGAGCCCACCGUCGUUCCUCGUGAACGAGAUGAUGUACCCACCGUCCGCUUCGUCGUCGUCGCCAAGCACGCCCACUUCCAUCCGAUCGCGGUCGCCCUCGAUAUCGAGUCUCGAGACGAUACCCGAUUCGCCCGAUGCCGAGCAGGAGGCCGUCGAGGCGGAAUUGAGGGAAGCGAUGGAGCGCAAGGCGGCGAAAUUGGAGAAUGAGGACGAGGACGACGGUAGCCCCAGUCGGCGGCGGCGGAGUGUCGAUUUCGAUCGGGGGCUGCCAAGGUGGGGUGCUGCCGACAAGCGCAAACGGUGGAGUGUCUGCGGAGGCGAGAAGAGGGGCGAUCUGGAUCUGGAGACCAUCUGGGAGGAAGCGCUGAAUUCGGCCGAAGCCAACCAUAACAACAUCAUGGCCCACCGCGACGAAUCUUCCGAUGAAGAUGACGAGCGCGAGGAUGAGGACGAGGAGGAAGACGAGAUCGAUGACAACGAAAACGCUCUCGAAGAUGAAGAAGAAGAGGAGGAAGAAUAGUCGCUUUCUCGUGUCAACACACUCAGACCUCGACCCAUAGGGCUGCUGCCUUUGUCGGAGCGAUCCUUGUCUUCUACACACCCAUUUGAUUCUAUCGAUUAUCUACUUUACGUACCCCGAGCGGGUUGGACGAGGGGGGUCUUUGUUGGCUUGGGUGCUUAGGGUACCAAGUACAC